Molecule: messenger RNA, 1503 nt
Organism: Centrocercus urophasianus (Greater sage-grouse)
Lineage: Eukaryota; Metazoa; Chordata; Aves; Galliformes; Phasianidae
Product: glycine receptor subunit alpha-4
Exons: 9
Coding region: 108-1355 (415 amino acids)
Biological process (GO): chloride transmembrane transport; chemical synaptic transmission; regulation of membrane potential
Cellular component (GO): synapse; neuron projection; plasma membrane
Molecular function (GO): chloride channel activity; transmembrane signaling receptor activity; glycine binding
Source: RefSeq, a predicted model, not a curated record
CCUUCCUCCUCCUCCUCCUCGGCUGCCUCCCGCCCCGGCGUGGCCCGCUCAGGCUGGUCUCAGGGAGGGAGGAGAUCAAAUCCCACUCCCGCAGUGCACCCCAGCCCAUGUCACCCUCUGAUUUCCUGGACAAGCUCAUGGGACGAACGUCAGGGUACGAUGCCCGGAUCCGACCCAACUUCAAAGGUCCACCCGUCAACGUGACGUGCAACAUCUUCAUCAACAGCUUCGGCUCCGUCACCGAGACGACCAUGGAUUACCGUGUGAACGUCUUCCUGCGGCAGCAGUGGAACGACCCCCGGCUGGCUUACCGCGAGUACCCCGACGACUCGCUCGACCUCGACCCCUCCAUGCUCGACUCCAUCUGGAAGCCAGAUUUGUUCUUCGCCAAUGAGAAAGGGGCCAACUUCCACGAGGUCACCACCGACAACAAACUGCUGCGCAUCUUCAAGAACGGCAACGUGCUCUACAGCAUCAGGCUGACGCUGAUCCUGUCCUGCCCCAUGGAUCUCAAGAACUUCCCCAUGGACAUCCAGACGUGCACGAUGCAGCUGGAGAGUUUUGGCUACACCAUGAACGACCUCAUCUUUGAGUGGCUGGAGGAGCAGGAGGCCGUGCAGGUGGCAGAGGGCCUGACGCUGCCGCAGUUCAUUCUCAGGGACGAGAAGGACCUGGGCUACUGCACCAAGUACUACAACACAGGCAAGUUCACCUGCAUUGAGGUGAAGUUCCACUUGGAGAGGCAGAUGGGCUAUUACCUGAUCCAGAUGUACAUCCCCAGCCUGCUCAUCGUCAUCCUCUCCUGGGUGUCCUUCUGGAUCAACAUGGAUGCAGCACCAGCGCGGGUGGGCUUGGGCAUCACCACUGUGCUCACCAUGACUACUCAGAGCGCCGGCUCCCGUGCCUCUCUGCCCAAGGUCUCCUACGUGAAGGCCAUUGACAUCUGGAUGGCUGUCUGUCUGCUCUUUGUCUUUGCUGCUCUGCUGGAAUACGCCGCCGUCAACUUUGUCUCUCGGCAGCACAAGGAGUUCAUGCGCCUGCGGCGGCGGCAGCGCAGGCAGAGGAUGGAGGAAGAGCUCAUCCGUGAGAGCCGCUUCUACUUCCGAGGCUACGGGCUGGGCCACUGCCUGCAGGCAAAGGAUGGGGCUGGGGAGGGUCCUGGAAUCUACAGCCCCCCCCCAGCCAGUGCACUGCUGCGGGAAGGGGAGACCCUGCGCAGGCGUUACGUCGACCGUGCCAAGCGCAUCGACACCAUCUCCCGAGCCGUCUUCCCCUUCACCUUCCUGGUCUUCAAUAUCUUCUAUUGGGUUGUCUACAAAGUGCUGCGCUCAGAGGACAUCCACCCGGUGCCCUGAGGCCUCCAAAAGGCCCAAGGACCUCUUGGCUGGAUGCUGCCAUGUGCCUGGAGGCUGUGAGCGGGUGUCAGACUGCUGUGUCACCGAGCCACAGACAGCAGUGAGCUGGGCAAGGGCUGUGCUCCUCUCCCCCUGCACAGCCCACAGC